ACAGAGGAUCGUCCUCACACGUCGUUAGGUGCACCCGGAUCAUCAUACUCUCCUUUCUCCAAAUUUUUUUUUCCAUUUUCUCUACAUCAUUUUCCGAAAAUAAAAACCAUUUUCGAUGAAUUAAAUAAACAUCAACAACAACAAACGAUACGCGAAAAAAAAGUCAGUGUUUCUCAAACAGGUGCGAAUACUUAAUGCCCUCUUUCUAUCAAUUUUUACAUGAAGUGAGUUCUGACACUUGAGUUGACACGGAGCCAACUAAGGGAACCGAACCGUGUGAUGGUUUUAUAAGCAGUUGUUUCAUCUCUUCGGUGAGUCUGUCUCAAUGCCCAUCGUUGGGGUAGUCGAAAUUCCUCGGAUAAACUCUUGUGGUCCGCCACACCACAUGUGCGUUCCAUAAUUCUCAGUUGACCACUGGUGCACUUUGAACUUAACCGCAUUCGUUCUUAGAAUAGUACUUUAAGUGACUGGGAUCGGACGGCCACAGAGGAUUUGUGCCAAGUUUUCGGAAGAGGGAAAAAAAAUUGGAAACCUGUUGCUUGUUAUAAAUAGAUAAAGAUUUUGAGUCGGGGAAUGCUACAAAAUACUCACAGUUGGAGCAGACGGAGAGCUAUGAAUAGUGUUUAUCGAUAAAUUUCUCUUCUGGCGUUCUCUCACAUUGCUAUUGUCGGAUUAUCAUGCUUCUUUGUGGGCAAUACUUCUAUAUGCAAUAUCAUCACAGUCAAGAAUCUGAGCAGUCAGUGUGGAUGUUUUAACAAUUAUAGAACCACUCCAUAAAGAAAAUCUCGGCCAUCAUAACACAAUGGAAAUUAAUAAUCACUUUAAUCAUCUUCAAAGAAAAGGUAUAAAAUGGGACAAAUAUAUCUCUUCAGAAAUGAGUCCCUCCACCUUUGGGUCGAGCCCGACGCUGACCAACGAUGCCAGCGAGGUGUCCCCGGCCAUCCACGAACAGCAUCUCCAGUUCCAGCAUCAGCUACUGCAGCUGAAGCAGCAGCAGCAGAUCCAGCAGCAACUCUUAUUGCAGCAUUUCCAGCAGCAACAGCAACAACUGGCUGAACAGCAUGAGAAACAACUCCAAGAAAGAAUUAAGGCUUGCAACGUUUUGUCGUUUAGAACUUGGACAACUUAUCCUGCGCAUUGCCCAACUCUCGAGUACCUCGACCACCAAAGAAAGAUGGAAGAGGAACAGAAAGAGAGGAGGGAUAUGGAAAGAUUAGAACAGCUGAAGAAAAAAGAAAAGCACGAGCAAAGUGCCAUAGCGUCAUCAGAAGUAAAGCAAAGAUUACAAGAAUUCGUAUUAAACAAAAAGCAGCGCGAAGCUGCUGUCAAUAGCACGAAUAAAUCUCCAUCCAACUACCGUAAUUGGCCAACAGUUCUUGGAAAAUACGAAGACGAUUUUCCAUUGAGAAAAACUGCAUCUGAACCUAACCUCAAAGUGCGAUCGGUCUUGAAACAGAAGGUCAUUGACCGCAGGAGUAGCCCCCUGCUCAGGAGAAAGGACAAAGGGCCAGGGCCCAUAAAGAGGAGGACUCCACUCUCAAUUGAGAACAGCAAAUGUGAUAGCACGCCUGGUUCGUCGCCGCCUAAUGGAGCCCCUUUGCAGUCCAUGCCAGGUAUCAAUGGGAGAUCCACGAUCCAAGAGGAGAGCCCGACAUCCCUGUACAAUUCUGUGAGUAGUCAGGGCAGCAUCAGUGAUUUCGCACUCUAUUCUUCUCCUUCCUUGCCAAAUAUAUCGUUAGGAAGGCCACCAGUUCCGACAUCCACUGCAGAACUCGGUAAAAAUGGCACAGCAGCUGGCUCUGAUGUGCAAAGUAGAGAAAUGUCAGCUAUUAGAUUGGGAAUGCCCUUGACAACCAAUGUCUUACAUUCCUUAGGAUAUUAUCCCGCAUUACCAGUUAUUGAUGGUGACUUUACUCCACCCACGAGUCCUGGUUACAUGCAACCUACCAAAAUAUUGGAUGGAUCCACUGGCUUGUCAGGAAUGCUCAGAGUCUAUCCAGCUACCAUCACCGAUGCCCAAGUCGCGCAGGCUCGGUUACACAGUGCUUGUUGUUUCAGAACCAUUCAAAGACCCCUCGGUAGAACUCAGUCAGCGCCACUACCUCUGGGCCAUCCUAUGCUGCAACCUCAAGCUAUCCUCUUAUCACCUCAACAGAAUGAACAGUAUGCAAGAGAAAAAAGACUGUGUGAGCAACAGCAACAUAAUCUUUUGAAACAGCAUAUUCGUCAGACUGUUUUGACCCGAGCGAGCAGUAAGAACCAGGUGGAGAACGUGGAGGAGGAGACUGAAGCCGCCAUGGCCCAAGAGAUGAAAGAGGCCGAGCAGCCGGAGGUGAUAGACCUCACAGACGGAAGGCCCAAAGAAUACGAGACCCCUCAGCAACAACGAGACAGAGAGAUGUUCGUGCAGCAGCACAGGGACUACAUGGCGAAGCAUGCAUUGCAAAUCAAUGACGGUUCAUUUAUGACUAGGCAUCACAUGGGCAGACCUCUUUCGAGGACAUUAUCCAGUCCACUUGUGGCCCUCAGUCCAAUCGGUAGUCCUCAAGAAACUCAAGUUCCUAAUGCGCAUACUUUCACAACAGGUGUUGUGUAUGAUAGUUUAAUGCUUAAACAUCAGUGUAUCUGUGGGAACAAUGGCCAUCAUCCUGAACAUGGUGGUAGACUUCAGAGCAUAUGGGCCAGACUGCAGGAAACUGGACUUAUCAACAGAUGUGAACGUGUCCGAUCACGUAAAGCAACAUUAGAAGAAUUACAGUCUUGUCACAGUGAAAGCUAUGUGAUGUUAUUUGGAACUAAUCCUCUGAACAGGCCAAAACUUGAUGCCAGUAAACUGGCUGAUCUUCCUAUGAAAAAUUUUGUGAUGCUGCAGUGCGGUGGGAUAGGUGUCGACUCAGACACGAUAUGGAAUGAUCUGCACUCGGCCAGCGCUUCGAGAAUGGCUGCGGGUUGCGUCAUUGAAUUGGCCAUGAAAGUUGCCACUUCAGAAAUCAAAAAUGGUUUUGCUGUUGUUCGACCUCCAGGUCAUCAUGCUGAACAUCAACAAGCCAUGGGAUUCUGCUUCUUCAAUUCCGUGGCGAUUGCAGCCAAGCAGUUAAGAGAAAAACUGAAAUUGGAGAAGAUAUUAAUUCUGGACUGGGAUGUCCAUCAUGGCAAUGGGCUUCAGCAAAUCUUUUACGACGACCCUCAUGUAUUAUACAUUUCACUACAUCGACAUGACGACGGCAACUUCUUUCCUGGCACUGGUGCUACUGAAGAAGUUGGAACUGAUGAUGGCAUUGGAUUCAAUAUCAACAUAGCUUGGUCCAGUGGUUUAAAUCCUCCUUUAGGAGAUGCAGAAUAUAUGGCUGCUUUUAGAUCUCUUGUCAUACCAAUCAUACGUGACUUUGAUCCCGAAAUCAUCUUAGUAGCUGCAGGUUUCGAUGCAGCUUGUGGUCAUCCUGCCCCUCUUGGCGGUUACAGAAUUUCACCUGCUUGUUUUGGAUUCAUGACACAACAAUUGAUGCAUUUUGCCAAAGGAAAAGUAGUUUUAGCAUUGGAAGGAGGCUACGAUCUUCCAGCUAUUUGUGAUUGCUCCCAGGAGUGUGUGAAGGCUUUGCUCGGAGAAGAGUGCACUCCAAUCAAAGAGGAGGAAAUGCAAAGGAAACCCUGCCAAUCGGCACUUGAAGUACUUCAGAAAACCAUCGCUGUCCAAGCCACCCACUGGCCGUGCAUCAAGCGGUGGGCGCACACCAUUGGCUACUCCGCCGUGGAGGCUCAGCAGAAGGAGAAGGAAGAAGUAGAGACUGUCACAGCUCUUGCAUCUUUAUCAAUGGCAGUACCUCACGGUCACAUCCAAAGUCCUGAUGAAAAAGAGAACGUCGAAAUUGAGGAGCCCAUGGAAGAAGAUCAGGAGAAGUGAAGAGAGAAAGAGAGCAAACUUUUCCACCGGAUGGAGUCGCAUCCUGGACAAAGAUGCCAGUUGUUUCGCACAAAAUACUAUUUGUUUUUUCUUGUCUUUGUGGCACUAGCAUCACCAUAUUCUUAUGCAAUUGUCCAUAGAAAGAGGAGGCUUUGCCACAACUUUGGAGAUCUAAAUCGAAGACAUAAAAAAAAAGAAGAAAAAAAGAAGAAGAAAAUUUAAAAAGGAUUAACAAAUGCUGCAAAUAUUCUCACACUCUGUGUAAAGAUUACAGAGAAUAACUCGGAGUAGAAAAAAAGCCGUGGUUUAUAUUGGAAAAAAAUGACUCAUAUCACAUUCUUUAUCUUAUUAGUGGGAACUUUUUCACUCGUUUGACGUAGUAUUUCUGUUUUAAGCAGUUUUUCACUGUUAAAAUGUCACUCUUGAGAAUUUAAGACAUAUUUUAUAUGUUUGUUGAGUUGUUUUGGUGGUAAAUUUAUUAUGUAUGGGAGAAAAAUGAAUACUACACUUUUACUAUUCUUCGUGCAAUUUAAAAAUUGUCAUUGGAUUCAAACAAUUUCAAAGAUUAUUAGUUUAUUAUUAUUUUCAUUUUUAACAAAAGUCGUUUCCCUUUACAGAUUCUUUUUUCUGUGCAGAUGUAUACAGAAAAAAAAAACUUUUUUUUUUUUUUUCUUUUACGUUGUUCCACAAUUUCUUGACUCGUGGGUCCAAUAUCGAUGUAAAAUUUCUUAUUUGCAUCUGAAGACUAAAAUUCUGAAUUUACCUUCUUAGAUUUGAUCUAUGAGAUGCUGUGUGUACAUUUGCAUUUAUGACUUGCAUAAGUUUCGUUUUCUUUCUACUAGUAUGACCGACGUACAGACCUGCACUUUCAUGGUGGUCUACAAAGUUACCAUUUUAUCUACAGCUUGUAGCCGGCUGGACAUUGAUGUGAGAACGUUGAUUGCUACACACAUUUCAAGAUACUACAUUUCAUCAUUUAUGUACAUUUUAGUUUCAUCUUUCUUUGUAAAAUUUCAUCCUGAUAUCCUAUUAAUAGCUUUGUAUAUAGCAGUUAAGUUUCCUACUUUGAAAUGUGCUUUAGUUUUUAUAUAUAUAUAUAUAUAUUAUUUUAACUAUUUGCAUCUCAAUUCAGUGGCACAUAAAUUGUUUUAUGUCAUAUUUUCACAUUCACUGAUUUUUUUUUUUUUUACGUUAAUUUAUUUCUCGAGUUCGAAAUUAUUUAGUUGUGAAUAUAAUUUGAAAUGUUGCAAUUUCCAGAAAGAAUCUAAUGAUUCUCUUUUAUGUCAGUUUUAUUA
Molecule: messenger RNA, 5196 nt
Organism: Argiope bruennichi
Lineage: Eukaryota; Metazoa; Arthropoda; Arachnida; Araneae; Araneidae
Gene: HDAC4
Product: histone deacetylase 4-like
Exons: 30
Coding region: 803-3901 (1032 amino acids)
Biological process (GO): negative regulation of transcription by RNA polymerase II; chromatin organization
Cellular component (GO): histone deacetylase complex
Molecular function (GO): histone deacetylase activity
Source: RefSeq, a predicted model, not a curated record